AUAUUUUUUUGUCAUUUGUAAACUGGUUUUGACAAGUGGAAAAAUUUUUUCUUGAAGGAAAAAUAAACAAAGUUUCGCAUCAUGUAUUUGUUCUAAUUUUUCCUCAAUGUUUCCUCUUCUCUCCAAAGAUCAGUCGCGAGAAGUGAUGCAACUGACAACUUCAAGAAAAUCGCAGCGUUUAUAAGACACAAGUUGUGCGAAACAAUAAGAACUAAAGAAUAGAUGUAAUUGCACAUUUGUAAUAAAAAUGGCAAAAAUUGACGAAAACAUGUACUUGGAGAACAUUCCAUCGACGAUAUACAACGAAUUGAUUUACGAAUUAAAUAAAGAUUCAAAUUGGCAAGUACUGGCAUGUUAUGUGGCUGAACAACUUGGAUUACAAUGGAACUUGUGGCAACAAUUAUUAGAGCAAAGUAAUAAUGUAAAUAAAACACCAGCAGCCAACCUGUUGUUCGAAUUAAAUAUAAAAAUGUGCACAGUUGGAGUGUUAUGUAAAUUUCUUAGAGAGUGCGAGCUUAAUCACGUUUUAUCUGUUUUAUAUUAUCCAGAGCCUUUAGUAAUUAUCAAAGAUUUGUCUGAAAAUAUGGAAAAUAACUCUUGUGAAAUAUCCAUUGGCCAACGCCUUCAUCUUUCUUGCAAAGCCACCGGUAUACCACCACCGAGUUAUCUAUGGUAUCACAAUAACGUCAAACUUCCAGAACAGCAAAGUCAGGAACUCGAUAUUACUAUAAAUAGCCAUGACCAAGCUGGAGAAUACAAGUGUAAAAUCUCACAAGUUGACAGAACCACAAACAAAGUGAUAUCUGUACUAUUGACAGGACCAGUAUUUGUAAAUAUACCUAGCACAUCUAUAGAUAUUUUACAGCAACCUCCCGCUGUUAUAGAGAUUAAAGAAAGUGAGGAUCUUGUGAUUACGUGUUUGGCAAACAGUUAUCCUAAACCGCAUUACCAAUGGUUUCGAGAUAACACAAAACUAGAUGGAGAAACAUCCAACAAAUUACAUAUAAAACAAUUCAAUUCAAAACAUGAAGGAAAAUAUUACUGUUACAUAAGUAAUAGCGUGAAUGAAAUAAUUACUCAAAGAAGUCUUGUAAUGAUGGAUCUUCCACGCGAAAAGGCAAUUGCAAAAAUAGCUCUGGUCAUUGCAAAUGACAAUUACGAGAAUCUUGAAUGUCUCGAAACACCUAUAAAUGACGCGGCAAAAAUUGGCAAUCUGUUGAAAGAAAUAGGUUUCAAAGUGAUUUGCCUUGUGAACUUGUCAAUUGAGCAAAUGAGAAAUGCUAUAAAGAUAUUCAGUGAAGCUUUAUCUGAAGGAGUUUAUGGAUUAGUUUAUUAUGCCGGACAUGGGUUUAAAAUGCAAGAAAGCUACAUGCUCGCUAUUGAUGCACCGAAAUUUUACUUAAGAAAAGACGCGAUUUCUGAAAGCGAAUUGCUAGCCGUAUUGCUGCAGAAUGACCCUGCUCUUUUAGUAACAAUAUUAGAUAUGUGUCAAACUGUACCACCAAAAGAAUGCAAUCCCGAUAUUCACAACGAAAUACCAACAGUCAAGGAAUAUAAGAGUAGAAAAAAUCUUCGGAAUUUAGUGCAAGCAUAUUCCACAUCUAGUCAUCGUCCUAGUUACGAAAGAACCAACAGUAAAUAUGGAUUGUACGCGAUGCAUCUGAGCAAAUACAUUACUAGAAAUAUCCCAGUUGCACAAGUAUUUGCAGAAGUGGGAAAAUCGAUAGAUAAGUACCUAACAGGGCUAGAACGUAAUCAAAUUCCAAUAUUUGCUUUGACUAUUACGAAACCUUUUCGUCUCACUGAUGCUAUUUACAAAAAAGAAUUGCCACCUGCGCUAAAUCGAUUAAAUAAAUUAAUAGCUUUUUCGUCAAACUCUUUUGAAAUCAGCUUCAAACAAGCUGGUAUUUCCGCGAAAGUUACAAUCUCAUUAUUUAUGGAACCGUAUUUAAAUGUACUCAAGGUUUUAAUGUGCAACUUGGAGGGUUUGGAAACAAAGAUUUUUCAUUCCGUACCUACAAAACAAAAUAACUUGUUCCAAGCGUCCAAACAGGAAUAUUGGAUACAUAAUCCACAAAUCUGUCAGGGACCUUUAAUUGUAUCCAUAUCAAAGGAAGGAACUCUUAUUGGUGCAACAUUCUUACAUAUAAAUAAUUAUAUUCCAUUAAUAUUGGAAAGUAUCAAGUGAAAAUUAACAUUAUAUGUAUAUAAAUUUAUUAUGCGUA
Molecule: messenger RNA, 2225 nt
Organism: Pseudomyrmex gracilis
Lineage: Eukaryota; Metazoa; Arthropoda; Insecta; Hymenoptera; Formicidae
Product: mucosa-associated lymphoid tissue lymphoma translocation protein 1-like
Exons: 11
Coding region: 248-2188 (646 amino acids)
Biological process (GO): proteolysis
Molecular function (GO): cysteine-type endopeptidase activity
Source: RefSeq, a predicted model, not a curated record